Prionailurus viverrinus (fishing cat) is the source of this 1657-nucleotide messenger RNA. RefSeq names its product tubulin tyrosine ligase like 9 (gene TTLL9). NCBI's taxonomy places the organism in Eukaryota, Metazoa, Chordata, Mammalia, Carnivora, Felidae. The transcript is spliced from 15 exons. Gene Ontology annotation, molecular function: tubulin-glutamic acid ligase activity; ATP binding; tubulin binding. Gene Ontology annotation, biological process: microtubule cytoskeleton organization; protein polyglutamylation. The record is from RefSeq and is a predicted model, not a curated record. The coding region runs from base 47 to 1432 and encodes 461 amino acids. Gene Ontology annotation, cellular component: cilium.
CGCGCGGCGAGGUGGCAGUUUGGGUCUGGUCCUGUGGAAUCGUAUUAUGUCGCGCCCGAAGAAUCAAAAUUACAAGGGCCAUGGAUUGUCAAAGGGAAAAGAGCGAGAGCAGAGAGCUUCAAUCCGAUUCAAGACCACUCUCGUGAAUACUCUCAUGGAUGUCCUUCGCCACAGGCCGGGCUGGGUAGAAGUAAAGGAUGAAGGGGACUGGGAUUUCUACUGGUGUGACGUCAGCUGGCUCCGGGAGAACUUUGACCACACCUACAUGGACGAACAUGUGCGGAUCAGUCACUUCCGAAACCACUACGAGCUGACGCGCAAGAACUACAUGGUGAAGAACCUGAAGCGGUUCCGGAAGCAGCUGGAGCGCGAGGCAGGGAAGCUGGAGGCAGCCAAGUGCGACUUCUUCCCCAAAACCUUUGAGAUGCCAUGCGAGUACCACCUGUUCGUGGAAGAGUUCCGCAAAAACCCGGGGAUCACCUGGAUCAUGAAGCCUGUAGCCCGGUCGCAGGGAAAAGGCAUUUUCCUCUUCCGGAGGCUGAAGGACAUCAUGGACUGGAGGAAGGGCACCGCUGGGAAGAAGCUCACCAGCUCAGAGGCCCAGCCAGCCCGGAGCGCUGUCAAUCCACCCGGAGGCCAUGACGCAAGAAGUUCUGAAGACCAGAAGGAUGAAAUCCCCGUGGAGAACUACGUAGCUCAGCGCUAUAUCGAAAACCCCUACCUGAUAGGAGGCUGCAAGUUUGACCUGCGCGUCUACGUGCUGGUGAUGUCGUACAUCCCGCUGCGGGCCUGGCUGUACCGGGACGGCUUCGCCCGAUUCUCCAACACCCGCUUCACACUGAGCAGCAUCGAUGACCAGUAUGUUCACCUCACCAAUGUCGCUGUGCAAAAGACCUCUCCUGACUACCAUCCAAAGAAGGGCUGCAAGUGGAUGAUCCAGCGCUUCCGCCAGUACCUGGCGUCCAAGCAUGGGCCAGAGGCGGUGGAGACGCUCUUCAGUGACAUGGACAACAUCUUCAUCAGGAGCCUGCAGAGCGUGCAGAAGGUGAUCAUCAGCGACAAGCACUGCUUUGAGCUGUACGGCUAUGACAUCCUCAUAGACCAGGACCUCAAACCGUGGCUCCUGGAGGUCAACGCAUCCCCAUCGCUGACAGCCAGCAGCCAGGAGGACUAUGAGCUCAAGACCUGCCUUCUGGAAGAUACCCUGCAUGUCGUGGACAUGGAGGCCAGGCUCACAGGAAGGGAGAAGCGAGUGGGAGGCUUUGACCUCAUGUGGAAUGAUGGCCCUGUCAGCCGAGAAGAGGGGGCUCCUGACCUGUCAGGGAUGGGGAAUUUUGUGACCAACACACACCUUGGCUGUGUCAACGAUCGGAAAAAACAGCUGAGGCAACUGUUCCGCUCCCUUCAAAGCCAGAAGAAAGCCUCCAGUUAGUCCCCGCGGUGGGGAGGAAAGCGACCCUGGGAGAUGCCAGCACAGUCCUCUCCCCCCUCUUUCCAGCACAGCGGUGCCUCCAAGCACUCACCUCCCUCCCUCUGGCCUGGCAGCAGCGUUGCUGCUCACUGCUUGUUCCAGGUCCCCUGGAUGCCCCCACCUGGGCACCUCUGCACCAGGAGACGGCCAAUCCCUGGGACUGGAUGCGUAUUAACCUUGAGGGAU